AUGGCCAAAGAAUCAAUUAGUAGUAUGCUUGAUAUUGCCGGAAGACCUUCUCUCUUAAAGCCUCUUCUCCAUCUCUUGCGACACCUUUCCCUCGAAGGAUCGAGUUUGAAAGCUAUGAUUGGUAUCCCUAUGAGCAAGACGCUAGGCCAAGAAGCCCAAGGAACAGGGCUGACAGCAACAUCAUUAAUCGAACGAGUCAGGAUGAGAAUUUCACAUGGUACCGUCACUGCUUCUUUCUGUCCAACUCUUUAUGCAAUUGAUGUAAUAGCCAAUAAGGCCAUGGCAUCCUCGUUAUUUUCAUUUGAGUGA
This is a messenger RNA of Dovyalis caffra, 309 nucleotides long. NCBI's taxonomy places the organism in Eukaryota, Viridiplantae, Streptophyta, Magnoliopsida, Malpighiales, Salicaceae. The record is from the annotation of a GenBank genome assembly.